AACAGCUGCAUCGGAUUUGGAGUGACGCAGAUCCUCGUCACUCAGUCUCUCUCCAGAAAUGAAUACAGUCACGUUUCGCCGGAGUGCGGAGCACAGCAAGGGACAGCACGGCUGCAGCAUCAGCUGGCCCGCGAUCUUCUCCCGGCCACGUUACUUGUGCAGGCGCUCGAUGGGCGUCUAAGUCUCUAUACGAGCCUUGUCCCUGACGUGCCACUGGCUCCGACCUCAUAUUAACCUCUACUCGUGUCUGCCCGACCACUUCAUCCACGUCCCCCAUGCACGGAUCCAAAACGCCCGAACCCGAGUCUGUCCCGGCGUCUAGUGAGGCGCACCUCGUCCUCCACCAGGGUCUCGGCGCACUGGAUGACCACAUCGACACACUGCUCGCGCUUUGGGAGGAUCUGCGGCUCGUGACGUGCGAGGCGGCUGAAGUGGAUCUGGUCUCGUUUGCACAGAGCGCUUGCUUCUUCGGCGUCGUGUUGCUGGAGAGGGAUUGGCCGGUAGAUGAGGAUGCUGGGAUGGAAUACGAGAAUGCUGUUAGCGAGGAGAUGGAAGAGGGCUAUGGACAGCUGGGUCGCAGAUCCCCGGGGAACUUCGAAGCGAAUUGGACUGAGAGUGGGCAGGGCAAGGGCGCAGACGCUCAGAACGAGGGUCUUCAUUUCGUAGCGGCCACAUCUCAAUCGUCCAAACAGUCUGACCUGUCCCCGAAGCCCGACAUCAUCACAGUCUCUCUGAACGCAAAACCAGCCAAGCCAUAUUCCGCCAUCGGCAUCGUGUACUUGACUCUGACGCCUUUGGGCAGCUGCCCGCCAAAGCAAGUAGGCGAGCUGAACCUCGGCAUCGUCAUCGACCAGUCGCAUCGGCGGAAAAGCUUCGCCAGCCGCGUUCUCGAGGUGGUUCUGAAUCAAGCGUUCAACGACAUUAGGUGUCACCGUGUACAGGCGAACCUGCUCGGUGCCGAGCCGUGGGGAUUGAUGUUUUCGCUGCUCUUGAAACUGGGUUUUGGGCACGAGGGGACGAAACGACUUGCGUUCUUCCACCCGGUUGUUGCUGAGUGGCAGGAUCUCACGACCAUGGGCGUCCUUGCGACGGACUGGCUGAAUCGGGGGCGGUACAAACCGGCUCCCUCCACCCUCUGGGAUGAGCUGUUCCUGCGGCACUCUCGAGAGCGCGAGGCACUGCUCAAAUGGGACGACUCCCAUCAGCACAAGCGCAAGCGGAGUAACAGCACUGAGACGGUGCGCUACGUGGUGCCUUUGGUUCCAGAGAGCGAAUGUUCCAGCACGUCUGAUGCGGAGUGGGUAGAUACAAGUCCCGACCGCUCAGACUUCGGGGAAAGGCGCUCGGUGGGGCUUGAGAGUGUACGAUCAACCAGUCCGGCUGUCUCGGUGGCGUCGUCGUCUUGGUCUGCUUUCGAUUAUCCCUCGGACUCUCCUCUUCCAUCGGAUUGGGAAGUGGACCUGGCUGAGAUGGGCACAACGAGAAGUGGUUGAUGCACAUUCGAUUCGAGACAAGGCCAGUCCAGUCCAGCCCAAGCCACCUGGUUGAAUGGAUCGUGUACUUUUGAGUGUAUAUCUACACGGAAAACAAGCAACGCACUUAUUCUGUGACUGCGGACCUUACAGCUCCUGAGUGGCAGUGCAGGCACCUCAAAUCCGAAUGCCGAGUCUGCCGAUCGAGCCCCACAUUCUGUUUCUGCUUCUGCUACCAUAUCCGUCCCAACAACUCGCACGACGAACUCGGAGCCCGCCCAUUAUACCUUGAUAUCAAUAUCACUGGCCCAUGUAGAAUGAAUGCGCAUCGGCAACUCUGGCACAGGGGCGAGCAGGGCGAGGAUAAUUUCCGCAGCAGUUAUGAAUCCACCGGCUUAGUUUGUAUGUACUAUUGUUUCCCAUCGUAGGCCGCGCCUGCUUCGUCGAAAAUGGGGGGAGAGACCUUGAUUAUCGACGGCGGCCGCGAGUCACUUAUCUUGCGCAUCCUCAACUGCCUUCUCGUUCCCACCAGUCGAUGUUUGCUCUCAUGUCGCGUCGGUUCGUGUUGGCUUCUCCAUCUUUACUUGGACAUCUUCUUUGAGACUAGUUGGUGCAUCGGCUGACUAUCUCGGUGAUCAUCGUACGCGCGCCCGGGACCCGCUAUCUCGACCUAAGCCAUCUCCGCUGCAUCGCCAUCGUGCCCCUACAUAACAGAAUCGCUGCGAUAGGUGUCACUGUUGAAGAGAUGACGGAAAUGCAAACGAAGUGGAGGCUCGGGAUCGACGUGGGUGGCACAUUCACUGACGGUAUUCUCUACAACCCUCAUACGGGACGCACGUACCGCACGAAGAUCCCAUCGACCCCCGACAAUCAGGCGCGUGGGGUUCUGUCUGCAGUGGACCGUCUGCGUGUGCUAGCUAAGGAGGAGGACGUGCAAGAGAUCGAGGUUGAUGCACUGCACCACGGAACGACGGUGGCGACGAACGCGCUACUAGAAGGGACCGGUGCGCGGGUGGCGCUGGUGACGACAGAGGGGUUCCGGGACACGCUAGUUUUGAGACGCAGUCAGGUGCCCGGUGGGCUGGGUGCGUGGGUGGUGUAUCCGAAGCAGCGUCCGGUUGUGAGCCUCGAGAUGACGAUCGAAUGCCCCGGACGUUUCGCCAUCGACGGGAGCGAGGUCCGGCCAUUCGACGCGGAGGUAUUUCGGGAGCGGGUGCAAGGCUUGAAACAGCACAACCCCGAGGCGUUCACUGUCAGCCUGAUCAACUCGUUCGCCAACGCCGCACAUGAGCAGGCGGCGGCGGCAGUGCUGGCGGCGGAGUUCCCGCACGUGCCGAUCGUGCUGUCGAGUAACGUGCUCCCAGAGCUGAUGGAGUACGAACGCACCCUCACCGCCGUCGUCAGUGCCAUGGUGCGCCCGCGCGUGUCAGCGUAUUUGAUGCAGCUAACCGCCGGGCUGCCCACCGCCGACAUCCGCAUCCUCCGAUCCGACGGUGGCCUGACGAGCCCCGCCCUCGCCACCGAAUUCAGUGCGAAUCUGCUCUACUCCGGCCCGGCAGGGGGUGUUGCCGGCGUCGCGGCGCUCGUCGCGCGCAAAUGCGGCUACGCGAAUCUGCUGACGUUCGACAUGGGCGGGACGUCGACGGACGUGUGUCUCAUCCAGGACGGCACACCGGCGCUGCGCCGCGAGACGACGGUGGGCGAUCUGACUGUGCGCGCGCCGUCGGUGGAUGUGCGCACCGUCGGCGCAGGCGGGGGGAGCGUCGCGCAUGUGCCCGACGUGACACGGGCACUGAGGGUCGGGCCGGAAAGUGCCGGGGCGGUACCUGGGCCCGCGGCGUACGGGCAGGGUGGGGCAAAGCCCACCGUCACUGACGCGAAUCUGCUGCUAGGCUUUCUCCCCCCGACCCUUCUCUCCAACACCUUCCCGCUGUCCACUGCGGUUGCACAUGCUGCGCUGGCCCCCCUCAGUACCGCACUAUCGCUAUCGCUGCUCGACACAGCCGCAGGGAUCAUCGCGCUCGCUAACGAGACGAUGUUCGGUGCCCUGAAGAGCGUGUCGCUCGAACGCGGCCUCGAUCCGCGAGCGUUUAGUCUUGUUGCAUUCGGCGGGGCCGGCCCGACACACGUGUGCGCCCUCGCCCAGCUGCUCGGGAGCUACCCCGCUAUCGUCCCGCCCAGCCCCGGUGUGCUGUGUGCCUUCGGCGACGCGGUGGUCGGCCUGCGGCACGAAGUGGGUCGGACGUGCAAUGGGAUGACCGAGGCCAGGGAUGUGAUUGAUGUAUGUAGGCAUCUGGCGCGCGAGGCGGCGGCAGUGCUUGAGAAACAGGGAGUAGCACAGGAACGCCAAUCUUGCAGCUGGGAAGCGGAUAUGCGGUACACGGGCCAAGCGAUGAGCCUUCCCGUUGUGUUCCACGUCGAUGAGCUUGUGGAGAAGGGGAUGCAGAUCAUACAGGACCGAUUCACAGCGCACCACAACACCCAGUUCACGUACACCCUCCCGCUUCCUGUAGAGCUGAUCAAUCUGCGAGCUCGUGUGGAGGAGAUCGCCGAUCCGCUCAUCCUGCCCGUCUUGCCGGAGCGUGAGGGGGAUAUGGACGAUGCCCUGAUGGGGCGGACGCAGAUGUACUGGUCUGGACACACCUACACCGAUGCGCCUAUCUGGGAUCGUGCCAAGCUAUGCGCAGGAGACCGUCUCAGCGGGCCGGGGAUCAUCAGCGAGAUGGACGCCAAUACGUUACUCUUGCCGGACCACCGCGCGGAGAUCGACGGGUGGGGAAACAUCCUCAUCUGGCCGCAAGAAACCGUGUAUCCGCCGGGCCAAGCCGUUGCCGGGAAUAUCUCAGAGGAAGAUAAGCCACAGCAGGACCAGAAGAUCGUCACACAGAUCGUUGAAGCCGCGCUGGCGAACGCGCGGUUGGAGAUGGACGGCUUGAUUCAGCGCACGGCGCUUUCGCCUGCCAUGCGAGAGCAGCUGGAUUACUUCCCGAUGAUAUCCGCCGGCGAAGGCCCCAAUGAGGGGAAGAUGGUUAUCGGCCAGUUUGGGUCGUAUAUCGGCCACUUUCUGGAGAUCUGGACCUCUACAAUCGACCCCGGAGAUGUCUUUAUCACCAAUGAUCCAUACGAAGUGCGGGGCGGUAUAUCGCACCUCAACGACAUGCUCGUUAUGAUGCCGGUGUACUUUGGUGCUAGGAGGGUCGGAUGGGUGGCUAAUCAGGGGCAUUUCACCGACGUGGGCGGACAAACGCCUGGGUCUCUUCCGAUCAACGCACGUUCCAUCUUUGAGGAUGGGAUCCAGAUUCCACUGAGCAAGCUGUACGAGGGUGGAAAGAUGAAUAGCGCAUUGCAGAAUAUCAUUAUCCGGAACUCUCGUACCCCGUCUUUCUCCCGCGCAGACCUGCACGCCUUGGUGGCCGCGUGCCGGAUUGCCGGAGAGCGUAUCACAGAGCUGUGCACGCGGUUCGGCGUGGAUCGGUUCGCAUACGCGCUAGACUCGCUCCUGGCGCGGAACCGGGCUGCGUUUGCGGUGCUGCUCAAGACGAAGAUCCCGGCAGAUGUGAAAAUGAGUUUCGAGGACUGGAUGGACGAUGAUGGAACGGGGUGGGGGCCGUGGAAGGUCCGCUGUGCGAUGUUCAAGGAGGUGUUCGUGGGGGAGAAUGGGGUCGAGGAGGAGAGGCUGGUGUAUGAUUUUGAUGGCACGGACCCGCAGGCGGAGAGCAGCGUGAACUGGCUGCUAUCGCCAACGACAUGGAAGAUGCGGUCAUCGGCGUAUCUGAUCAAGGCUUUGGACCCGUCAAUCACGCUCAACGACGGCGCAUACGAUCUGAUGGAUGUGCGCAUCCCCCGAGGCACCCUCCUCAACCCCGUCCGCCCCGCCGGCCUCUCCUGCCGCACACAUCUCCUCGGACGGACGCUGGACCUGAUGAUCGGCACGCUCGGCCAGCGCCAGCCGCUGAUGAUGACUGCGGCAGGGUACAGCGACAGCCCGCACUUCUUCUACUCGGGCUGGCAGGCGGGCGAGUGGUUCCAGGUGUACCAGAUCGGCUUCGGCGGCGUGCCCGGGCGGCCGGUCGGCGACGGCCUGGACGGACACUCGCUGUUCCCGAGCAUGAAGACGGUCCCGAACGAGUAUCUCGAGCUAUACUACCCCCUGCUCGUCGACCGCUAUGCACUCAUCCCGGACUCGGGCGGUGCCGGGCUCCACCGUGGCGGAAACGGCGUGCGGAUCGACUAUGUGUUCCGGGCGCCGGGCGAGGUGUCCCUGCACGACGACCGCUGGCUGACGAAGCCGUGGGGUGUCAACGGUGGCUUGCCGGGUGCGCGAUCGAGCAAAGUGCUGGUCAGGAAGUCUGAUGGCGCGCGCGUCGCGCUGAAGAGCAAGGCGGAUCACGUCAGGGUCGAGCCGGGCGACGUCCUCGAAUGGUGCACCUGGGGCGGCGGCGGCUGGGGUGCCCCAGAACUCCGAUCGGCGGAGCUCGUCGCCCGCGAGGUCCGCGAGGGCCUCAUCACACCCGCCGGCGCGCGUCACUACGGCGUGCAACUCACGCCCACCGGCGCCGUCGACCUCGCGCCGACCACCGCGGCCCGUGCGCAGAUGGCCGCGGCCCGCGAAGGCCGCGCGGGGGUCUUCGAGAUCGACCGUGGCGGGUCGCUGCGGGAGCUGUUUGAGCGCUGUUUGGACGAGACCGGCCUCCCCCCGCCGCGGCUGCCGUCGGCGCGAACCCUGCGCGGCCCGGUUGCGAUGAUGCCCGAUGUGCUGGCGCUGCACCGGCGCAGACAGGAGGAGGACCGGGAGGAGUUUGGCGAAGAGGCGUAUGAGCGGUACGCUGCGGCGGGAUUGCAUGGCGAGGAGACGAUGAGAGGAGGAGACAGAGGAUGUUGCUGACCGGAUUUUUACACUGUAUGCGGAAACUAACAGUGCUGCUACCAGACAAUUCUUGUCUUGAAACUAGAAUGCAGUGCACUCAUUCUAUCGCUGGAGUGCAUACAUCGGGAUCACAUAGCUCGAACGCACGUCCUAAUGCACCUGCCUCCAGAGGGUGAGUUCAAAAGGUUGUUUGUACCGCAAAUGGCUGCGAAAACGUUCCGUUCUUGAUCGAUCUCACGAAAUUGAUCGUCUAGCAUCCUUCCACGACCCGUAAGGUUGCGGUUGUCAACCGAUAACAGUAUAAGCUACAAAUGUCACUUACAGUCGAAGACGCCCAAAUUGACUUCUGUGACUGA
Mycena citricolor is the source of this 6695-nucleotide messenger RNA. NCBI's taxonomy places the organism in Eukaryota, Fungi, Basidiomycota, Agaricomycetes, Agaricales, Mycenaceae. The record is from the annotation of a GenBank genome assembly.